Messenger RNA from Erythranthe guttata (spotted monkey flower), 738 nucleotides. NCBI's taxonomy places the organism in Eukaryota, Viridiplantae, Streptophyta, Magnoliopsida, Lamiales, Phrymaceae. The record is from RefSeq and is a predicted model, not a curated record.
AUGAAAACGAAAAGACCUGCCCCAGAUACUUGGUUUAGGCUGGUAUCCUAUCUUUGGCUGCCUUUCAUUCCAUUGAUUAUAAUAUUGCUGGUAGGGACUAAACUGCAAGUAAUAAUUACGAAAAUGGGGCUAAGGAUUCAAGAGCGGGGCGAAGUAGUACAAGGCGUCCCCGUGGUUCAGCCGGGCGACGACCUUUUUUGGUUCAAUCAACCACGUCUCAUUCUUUACCUAAUUAAUUUUGUUCUUUUUCAGAACGCGUUUCAACUGGCCUUCUUUGCCUGGACUUGGUAUGAGUUCGGGUUGAGAUCUUGUUUCCAUGAACACGUGGAGGAUAUCGUAAUCAGAAUCUCAAUGGGGGUUGUUGUUCAAAUUCUUUGCAGCUACGUCACACUCCCACUUUACGCCCUAGUCACUCAGAUGGGGUCCACCAUGAAACCGACGAUAUUCAACGAAAGAGUCGCCACCGCAUUAAAAAACUGGCACCGCACAGCCAAGAAACACGUCAAACAGAGCAAGAACUCCCCCACCGGAACGCCGAUGUCCAGCCGCCCGGCGACGCCGUCCCACGGCAUGUCCCCGAUCCACCUGCUUCGCCACUACCGGAGCGAAAUGGACAACAGUCUACAAAACUCCCCGCGAAAGUCAAACCCCAACGUUGACCGUUGGGAACCGGAGUCCCCCUCUCCCACGCGCUUCCACGGCCAGGCCGCCGACUCUUUCCACCACCGCAUGAGCUGA